This is a messenger RNA of Herpailurus yagouaroundi (jaguarundi), 6628 nucleotides long. It is a transcript of the gene KATNIP, whose product is annotated as katanin interacting protein. The record is from RefSeq and is a predicted model, not a curated record. Lineage: Eukaryota; Metazoa; Chordata; Mammalia; Carnivora; Felidae. The transcript is spliced from 29 exons. The coding region runs from base 16 to 5070 and encodes 1684 amino acids.
GCCCUGAGAGGCGGGAUGGACUUUGAGAUCCGAGGAGGAGUUCCAGAGCGCCGAUGCGACGUCACUCCCUUUGGGGGCGGGCUCAGUCCCUGGAUCUCCACCGCCAUUGGUCCGGAACCCCGCAGUAACCAGGGGAACUGCAAACAGUGUAGGGGCCGCUUCCGGUUCGAGCACCCGGAACCGCCGCCUCUAGGGAUGGACGGUCAGAUUCCGCGGAAGGCUGACAGAAGCCGGUCCUGCUCGUGGGAGAAAAAAGAGGGUUAUACUAAGGACAUGGUACCAGACUUUGAUGAGAAGCAUGAUGAGUAUUUAAUAUUGCUUCAGCAGAGGAACCGGAUACUAAAGCACUUGAGAUCCAAGGACCCCAUGCAGCUGAGACUGGAGCAUUUGGAACAAGGCUUCUCCGUCUACGUCAACGGGGCCAACUCUGAGCUGAAGACCUCACCCCGGAAAGCUGUCCACUCCGACUUCACCAGAAGCGCCUCACACGCCGAGGGGACGCACGAUUACGGGCGAAGAACCCUGUUUCGAGAAGUGGAAGAAGCUUUAAGACGCAACUCGCGGACAGCCCCUUCCAAAGUUCAGCGCCGAGGAUGGCACCAGAAAUCUGUGCAGAUCAGGACGGAAGCUGGCCCACGGCUGCACAUCGAGCCGCCUCUGGACCCUUCUGAAGAUUUUGAGCCCCGUGGGGAUAUGACCGUCAAGACCAAGGACGCUUCCGGGGACCGUCCACAGGGUACCAAGUCUCCUACUGGCACCAAGCCCUGUGAUGUUAAUUUCUCCCUUCUGAAUGCACAUGGAUUACCAGACCCUGCCAGCAGUGCAGACAAAGAAAGGAUCCUCUUAACUAUUCAGGAUGUAAUGGAGCUAAGAAAAAGCCUGGAACUUAGUGUAAAUCUACAAAGGAAACAAAAAGAUUGUUCCAGCGAUGAAUAUGACUCUAUCGAAGAAGAUGUGCUCUCGGAGCCAGAGCCCGAAGAGCAGGUGCUGGGGGGCCACCGCAGAGAUGACCCCGCCCCUUCCAGUGGGGACGCGGUGCAGAAGGACGUUCCCAAGGACCAGGAGAUGGAAGGACGCCCUCCCCGGGGCCCAGACCCCCUCGUGGUGCUGGAAUUUAACCCAGCUUCCAAAAGUAGUAAGAAGGAGAGGAAUUUGUCUGCUAAGCGGAAGGACAACGCUGAGGUUUUCAUUCCCAGCAGACCUGAGUUGAACCUGAACCCCCAGCCCUCUGCUGUGUUCCCAGACCAGGAGAAGGCAUGUUCAAGACCCGGGAGCCGACGAGAGAGACCCCUAUCAGCAACCCGGAAACCCGUGCGCGAGGCUGAGGACCGAGAGGAAGAUGCCUCGGCUGUGCUCAGGGCCAUCCAGGUGGAGAACGAAGCCCUGCAGAGGGCGCUCCUCAGCAGAAAGGGGGAGGCCCCCAGCAGCCCGCUGCAGGACACGGAGGGACCACCAGCAAAAUCGUGGACCAGUCUACUGAAGGGGAAGGAAGAGAGCGCUGAGCCACUUCCUACCCCUGAGGCGACUGGCAGGCCCAGCCCGCAGGAGCCGUGCAGGGCCACGGGGGGAACCACAGUCGUCCGUGAAGCCAUUGACAGAAUCGGCCUGCUGGGGAGCAGACAACAGCAAAGGCUUCUAAAAGUCCUCCAGGCCAUCGAAAGCGACUCUGUCCGCCUCAGCAGGGCUGUUUCACCGACAGAGGAGCCAGUGCCGGAUCCAGAGGACAAACUGAGAACAAGAGGCGGAGAGAUCGAAGAUGCCGUCUACGUGACCAUGGAAAUCCUGUCCAACUGGGGCCAUACGUCCUGGGUGGGUCUCACGGAAGUUGAGUUCUUUGACCGGAACAACACAAAGCUUUAUGUGUCGCCCCAUGACGUGGAUAUCCGGAACACGGACACGCCCGGGGACCUGGGCCACCUGGUCAAUAGGAACUUAGCUAGCAAGAAAGACCCCUCCUUGUGGACGUGCCCCUUCCACCCGCCGCUCCAGCUCUUUUUUGUUAUCCGCAACACGAGCCGCCUGCACGACUUUGAUCUAGCCAAGAUCAAGGUUUGGAAUUACUGGACAGCUGAUGGUGAUCUUGACAUUGGUGCCAAGCACAUGAAGCUUUAUGUCAAUAAAAAGCUCAUCUUUGAUGGCACGUUGGACAAAGGAGGUGGAGAGGGCCCAGCUGACCUGAGCGUCCUGGUUGGCCAGAAAAACAAGAAGGAGGAAAGAAUGGAGAGGACCGUGGGUGCCCCCUCGGGAGAAGGCGGAGAUGCCUGCAAGAUGGCUGGCACAGAUGGGGCCCACUCACAGCCAGCUGGAGCAGCGGUAGAUGUGAAGGUUUCUUCCCAAGGAAAGUUAUUUGGCGAAAAGAUGAAUCCUCCCAAUUGCACGAAAGACAAUUCGUCCAAGUUAAACGAAGACACGAGCUUAUUAGCAGCCCCAGCCCCGAUGCCGGCCUCGAUGGGUGGCGUGCCCCGUCCUCCUCCCCUCCGCCCGGCUGCGGAAUGCCCUGCCCUGGACCCAGAGCCCUCUCUGAUCCAACAGCUGGAAAACCUCACAGGCAGAAAAGUCUCCGAACCACCAGCAAAAACUCCCUCCUGGUUGCAACCUUCUGCCGCGGGGAAGGGCAGGAAGCAGGGAGGCAGGAAGCCAAAACCUCUAUGGCUGAGUCCCGAGAAGCCACUGGACCGGGAAGGCGGGCUUCCAUCUGAUGACGUCAUUGGCGCCAGGGGUGAGGGUCCUAGAGAGGCUGAGAUCGGGGAUAAAGGCCCCAGGCGUGAGCAAGGGCGAGCAAGCAGCUGGAAUGUCAUCGCUGGGGAGAGAGCCCAGAAGGUGACCCCCAACGUCUGUGACGACUUUGACAUCUUUAACCAGCCCUCCAACAGAGAGCGCCCUGCUAGUGGGAGGAGGGGCCCGAGGAAGGACGCCCUCAGCAGCGGUCACAGUGAUGGCCAGCCAACCAGCAGAGAAGACGCCCGGUCCACCGAGACGCCGCCACGACCCCGGUGGUGCAGUGAGCAGGAACACACGCUGCAUGAGUCCUGGGACUCCCUCAGUGCCUUUGACCGCUCCCACCGGGGACGCAUCUCCAACAUGGAGCCACAGGGGGACAUCCUGGACGAGUUCCUGCAGCAGCAGAAGGCCAGCCGGCACGGCGAGCAGCCGCCCCCGUGGAAGGAGGAGAAGCUGGGGCCAAGGAGAGGCCGGGAAGACAGUCCCGUAGAGACGGACGACGCGAGUGACUUUGAAAUCCCCGUCUUGCCUUACGGACAGCGCCUGGUCAUCGACAUCAAGUCGACGUGGGGGGACAGGCACUAUGUCGGCCUUAACGGAAUAGAAAUAUUCAGUUCCAAGGGGGAGCCGGUGCAGAUCGCGAACAUUCAAGCCGAGCCCCCCGACAUCAAUAUUUUACCGGCCUACGGGAAAGACCCCCGCGUGGUCACCAACCUCGUCGACGGGGUGAACAGGACCCAGGACGACAUGCACGUCUGGCUGGCCCCUUUCACACUGGGCAAGCCCCACACCAUCUCCGUAGACUUCGUGCACCCUUGCCAGGUCGCCCUGAUCCGGAUCUGGAACUACAAUAAAUCUCGGAUACACUCCUUCCGUGGCGUGAAGGACAUCACCAUGCUGUUAGACUCGCAGUGCAUCUUCAAAGGAGAAAUCGCCAAGGCCUCGGGGACCCUGACAGGAGCCCCAGAGCACUUUGGAGACACCAUCUUAUUCACGACCGACGAUGACAUUCUGGAGGCCAUAUUCUGUUCUGAUGAGACAGUCCCAGAGCUGGAGCCACCACUCAGUCCGCCUGUCCCUGAAGUAACCACCCCAGAGCCAGGCAUCUACCAUGGGAUCUGCCUUCAGCUGAACUUCACUGCCUCCUGGGGGGACCCGCACUACCUGGGGCUCACAGGCUUGGAAGUGGUGGGCAAGGACGGCCAGGCACUGCCCCUCAGCCUGCACCAGAUCUCCGCCUCCCCCAGGGACCUGAACGACCUUCCUGAGUAUGCCGAUGACUCCCGGACCCUGGACAAGUUAAUCGAUGGAGCCAACAUCACGAUGGAGGAUGAGCAUAUGUGGCUGAUCCCUUUCUCACCGGGCCUGGACCACGUGGUCACGAUCCGCUUCGACAGAGCCGAAAGCAUCGCAGGCCUGCGCUUCUGGAACUACAAUAAAUCUCCCGAGGACACCUAUCGCGGGGCCAAAAUCGUCCACAUCUCCCUGGACGGCCUGGGCAUCUCCCCUCCAGAGGGCUUCCUCAUCCGGAAGGGGCCGGGCAACUGCCACUUUGAUUUCGCUCAAGAAAUUCUCUUUGUGGACCACCUCCGGGCUCGACAGCUGCCCCAGCCGGCCCAGAGGCUCAACACGCAAAGCCAAGAGCGGGCAAGCAUGGACUACGAGGCACCCCUGAUGCCCUGCGGCUUCAUUUUUCAGUUCCAGCUCCUGACCAGCUGGGGUGACCCCUAUUACAUCGGUCUUACGGGCCUGGAGCUGUAUGAUGAGCGGGGAGAAAAAAUCCCUCUGUCGGAAAACAAUAUCGCCGCCUUCCCCGACAGCGUGAACUCCCUGGAGGGCGUGUGCGGGGACGUCCGGACGCCCGACAAGCUCAUCGACCAAGUGAACGACACCUGCGAUGGCAGGCACAUGUGGCUGGCUCCCAUCCUGCCGGGCCUGGUGAACCGGGUCUAUGUGAUUUUCGAUCUGCCUACCACCGUGUCAAUGAUCAAACUGUGGAAUUAUGCAAAAACGCCCCAUCGAGGGGUGAAGGAGUUUGGCCUCCUGGUGGACGACUUGCUUGUGUACAACGGGAUCCUGGCCAUGGUGGGCCACCUGGUGGGGGGCAUCCUGCCCACGUGCGAGCCCACGCUGCCCUACCACACCAUCCUCUUCACCGAGGACGCAGACGUGUGCCGCCAGGAGAAACGCACCGCCAUCAGCAACCAGGUGGAGGAUCAGGACGUCCAGAUGAUGAACGAAAACCAAAUCAUUACCAACUCGAAAAGGAAGCAGAGCGCGGUUGACCCAGCACUGCGCCCCAAAACCUGCAUAAGCGAGAAGGAGACAGUGCGACGGUGGCGGUGCUGACUGGCGGAGGAGGGAGAGCCGGGCCUCCUGACCAGAGCCGGGCUCUGUCACCGGCCCUGCCCAGCACCCGUGUCGCCCGCCCCCAGACCUCAGCCUCGGCAGCCUGGACUCCGGGGGCUGGAAGAAGGAGUCCCGUCGCGAAAGGGGACUCGCGUGGCACGGCCUUCCUCUGCCUUGCGGCUCGGGGGCUCCCUCCCGGGACACCCAGCUCGGUGCCCUCCCGCAGGACCCAGCAAAGCAGGGCCACACGCACUCACGCCUGUCCCUGCUCAGGCCCAGAUGGUGGGGUGGCCGGGGAGGGCUUGCUCCCAGCACGGAGUGUGGCUGUCCCGGGCCCGGGGUCAGGCCUCAGACCCCAACAGCAAGGGGAGGGGUGCCAGCAGCUCCCCGCCCCCCAUGUCCCUCCGUCAUCCGGGGUUCGGUGCAGCUGGGUGAGGGGGUGGGGCAGUUCCCUGGUCCCCCGAAGGUCUAGCCAGGGCCGCUGCAUCCCCCUCACUCAUCCCAGGCAAGGAGGACGGAUCCCCGGGGACGUGUGUGUCUCACUGGGAAGAAGAAGGGGGCCAUGCCCACCCGCCAUGCUGCCAGGCCCACGUGGGACCCGCGGGUGGACAGCUUCACGCCCCAGAAGGCUCCGGACGCAGGGCAGGCCGAGGACCAGGGCCACAACCCCCCCUCGGGCCCCAGAGCCCACCUCCCCUUCCCCUUGAACUCUGUCUGGGGGAGGGCGGCUGCAUCCCUGUGGUCUCACCACCGGCUUCUCUCACUCGCCUCCCCCAGUCUCGCCCGUGCCGGGCGCCCUUGCCUGCGGGCAGCGAGGUGUCUGGUGCCCCCACCCCUUCCCCCCCUCCCGGCAGCUUCCCCGCGAGUUGGAAAUGUGCCUUGCACCCCCAGCCGAGUAGAGCUCAGAACGCAUCUAUUUCCAUCUAUGUAACAAGCCCGGAUCAGGGACCUAAUUGGUUUCCCAGUGGUGGGUAAUUUCUCGUUCCAAAUAUUAAUCCGUUGUUUUCCUGGCGCCCAGCCCGGCCCCGCCGCAGCGCUGUACUCGAAGUACGUUCCUAUGCAACCGAGAGCCCGGCAGAUACUUUAUGAGCUUUGCAGCUUCCGCGGAGCAGCUAUGCAAAUGCGCUUUUCAUUUGGAGCAGGGGCCGAUGCAAAGACAAGGAAUUGUUUCUCCCGGAGAAGAUCCAUCAGUGCUGCAGCUCCCCUGCUCACCUCCCAGAUGGGGCGGGUGCCCCCGAGGCCUGUGGGCUCCCAGGAGAGCCGAGGCUUGGGGGGAGUCGGGGGCCGAUCAGGCCGGCGCUUAGGGACCAAAACAGGUGCCACGACUUUAAAGGCUGUCACGGCUUCCCGUCCCCACCUGAGGCUGGGGCCCGGGUCAGACUGUCGGGGGGAUUGCUCGAGCAGCGCACACGCUCCCAGAAUCUCCACUGAUGUUUAUAAUAAUUGUAUGCACCAUGCAAUUUAGGAGGGGGAGGAAAAAAAAGCUGUACAGGCAUUAACUCUAAAAUAAAUUUCUAUUUUUUUCUCUUGCAAGAUCAAUAAAAGAUGUUAUUAAGAA